Molecule: messenger RNA, 1614 nt
Organism: Planococcus citri (citrus mealybug)
Lineage: Eukaryota; Metazoa; Arthropoda; Insecta; Hemiptera; Pseudococcidae
Exons: 4
Coding region: 138-944 (268 amino acids)
Source: RefSeq, a predicted model, not a curated record
AACUGCAGAACGAGUGAUUUCGUAACCGAUAAGAUUUGUUUUUUGUGUAUUUUUUACCAUUAAACGUUCGUACUUCAUUAUUUAACGUUCUAAUACUUAUACCUAUUUGAAAUAAGUUCUUUUCCAAAUUCGUCAUUAUGCGUUUUACAUUCGUUAUUAUUUUGUCUAUGGUUUCUAUAAAUUUCGCCUUAGGAGCCAGACCUAGAUAUGGACGCGUAAGUUAUCCCAAAGAAAGUGACUCCGAACAAGAAACGAACCGGUCGAACGAAACCACGAAUUUCCCAAAAUGUAUUAAAAAGUCCGAAUUGGAAGAAUUUGUUCGAUACAAACAGCUUUUUGAAGUAAAAAAUACCAUAGAUCAAUUCGAAACGCACUGGGGACUUUAUUUCGUACCGGAUUGGAAUCAGUUGAAUAGGAUUAAUUCGCCAACUCAUCAAGAUUAUGAGAUUCGUCGCCAAAAAUGGAGCUAUAUUUUUACUCAUUUUGGAGAUUACCCCGUAGUCAAACGGUUGAAUUCGGAAUUGCAAAAGGCUGGUUUUACUCAGACAACGUUCGUUGAGGAGAUAGUCGAAACUUACAUGAUGAUUUCAUAUGGGCAUGGGCCGCCAAUUUUGGAUGAAAAAUCAAACGAUCUUGUUGUUAAAAACGAAUCACAAGUGGUUGCUGAUCCGCUACAGCGAAAAUGUGUACAAGUUUUCAUGAGCUGUGUUUCGGAUUCCAAAUUGAAGUGUGAUGAAAACGAAAGAAAAGUACAGGUUCCUGAAUCGUUGUAUAAUGAGCUGAUUCGUAAUAAUGCUCACGUCGCAGUUGUUAAACAGUAUUACGAAGAUAGACUUAAACGUUUAAAGCAUCUCUGCACAAAAAAAAUUGAAGAAUGCAAAAAUGAAGAAAGUAGUUAUAGAAGAGAACGUAUGGAUUCCAACAUUAAUUCUUCCGAUUACUAAUUUGAAUCAAAAAUUAUAAUCUCGCUGAGUUCAGAAAUAUUUUUAGACCAAAUUUUAAAUUCAGAAUUCAAUUUCUCGAUUUUUGACGAAUUUUUGAGAAUUUAUAAGCUACGUGUUUUUCCGUAAUAUUAAAAGAAAUCAAUAUUAUUCUAAUGGAAAACUGCGCGAAUCUAUUUUACUCUCUCGAUUGAUGAUGGUUUAUUCAGGCUGAUCUAGAGCCUCCAACAGAUAUUUUAAAGAUUUUUUUGUUUUGAAAAAAUUGUCGUAAAAAGAAUGAUAGGUUCUAGAUUUCAUUUUGACCCUUUUUAUAUGUGUAAUAUUUUAUCUAAACCUGUAAAAUCCAAAAAUCUAUCUCCAGAACAAUAACUUGAAAACGUCAACAAUUGAUUUUGAAGAUUGAAAAUAUUCUGCAAACAAAAUUUCAAGUUUCUAUUUAAAUUAUUAUUCAACUUUUUAAUUUUUUUUUUUCGUGGAAAAUUGAUCUUUUAGCUUUGAAAAACUGAACAAAAAUCAAGAAACUGAAUUCAGCACCUUAAAUGUGGUCUAAUAUGUAGUUAUAAAUGUAUAUUCUUGUAUGCUUAUAUUUUGAUUUCUCCGUAUCCGAUCCGCCGAUUGAGAUAGGUACUUUUUGUUUUGAAUAAAAUUCAGCCAAUAGAAAUAUUUUUCAGUG